This is a messenger RNA of Nylanderia fulva, 1429 nucleotides long. It is a transcript of the gene Ykt6, whose product is annotated as YKT6 v-SNARE homolog. Gene Ontology annotation, molecular function: SNAP receptor activity. NCBI's taxonomy places the organism in Eukaryota, Metazoa, Arthropoda, Insecta, Hymenoptera, Formicidae. Gene Ontology annotation, biological process: endoplasmic reticulum to Golgi vesicle-mediated transport. Gene Ontology annotation, cellular component: Golgi apparatus. The record is from RefSeq and is a predicted model, not a curated record.
CUGCAUGAUAUGCAUCAUAGCCAACAUGGCUGCUUUCGUAUCUCACAAGAUCGAAGUGACUAUAUUUGUCUUGAAAAAACAAGAUGAUUUUCCAGUGAGUUGUCACGGCGAGUAAACGUCCUGCUUGAUAGUUAAGUUGCACGAGCAGCAGGAUUCGUCAGGAUUCACUGCGAUCCACCAAAGAGAUCCUGCAUAAAUUAUAUUAAUAUUAUUAAAAAGCACAGCUUAAGAUGGUGAAGUUAUAUGCAUUGACUGUUCUGUUUAAAAGUCCUACAUCGGCAACAACAUUGAAAGCUGCUUACGAUGUAGAGUCAUUUUCAUUUUUUCAAAGAAACAGUAUUAAAGAAUUUAUGUGUUUUGUCAGUAAAACUAUUGUGGAAAGAACACAGACGUGUGCUAGACAGAGUGUCAAAGAAGGAGAAUACAUGUGCCAUGUAUAUGUGCGCGCCGAUAAUCUUGCCGCAGUACUCAUCUCGGAUCACGAAUACCCCAGGAGAGUGGCGCAUACUUUGAUCACGAAGGUGAUGGAUGAGUUCGCGGUGAAAAAUUCGCCAUCAUCAUGGCCUUCACUCAAAGAGGCUACUGCUGACUUUCCACAGAUCAACACGUAUCUAGCCAAGUAUCAGAAUCCACUCGAAGCUGAUGCGCUCACGAAAAUGCAGAAUGAUCUGGAUGAGACAAAAAUUAUUUUGCACAAUACCUUAGAGGCAGUACUACAGAGGGGGGAGAAAUUAGAUGAUCUAGUCUCCAAGUCAGAGGGACUCAGCGCUCAGUCAAAGGCGUUUUACAAGACUGCGCGGAAAACCAAUUCCUGCUGUAGUUUAGCUCCUUAGGACGUAUGUUUCUUUAACUUCAGCGAUCUUCACCGCUUCGGUAUUUCGAUAAAUGUGACUUUAUAAUCUUCGCGAUAUAGAAGCGUAAAUAUUUAUAUGACUCGCGGAAAGAAUGAUACACGGGAGGAAGGAGGAAAGGUUUAGCUAAUAAAUGAAAAGAUAUAAUGGGAAAGAAAUGAUUUAAUUCUUUCGAUGGAAUGUAAUUUGUUGAAUUUCUAGUUAAAUAACAGGCAAAAAAAGCAAACCACUGCCGGUUUCCUCCCAUUUAAAUGAAAUUUUUUAUAUGGAUGUUAUAUACGCCUGUAGAAUUUGUCUACUUGCGAGAAACGGUCCUAAACAAUUGUGGUUAUAAGAAUUACUUCCGAGAUGAACUUUGUGCGAGGGAAAAUGACUGUAAAGAAAUUUCUAGUGUCAAAGGUCGCCUUAAAUGUAACAUUCCGAAUGUUAAUGCCCUUUUUACGCAUAAAAAACGCAACUGCAGCGUAAACUUUAUCAUAAAAAUCUGUCGAUCACUAAACAAGUGAUAUAUCUCUGUUCAAGUAGUUAAGUUACAGUUUAUCAAAUAUCAUCAAUAUAAAAAUAUAUAAUCAAAAAAC